CAUCCUAUGUCAUUCUCAUUCUUACACAAUAAUUACACAAUUCUCACAACACAAACAUUUCUUCUUCCUCAAUAAUAAUAUUAACCCAUUCAUUGCCCUUUCAUAACAUCAUUUCACACUCCCUCAAAACUAAACUCUGCUUAUUUUUUCACACUAAGUAGUAACAAUAGAAUGUGUGGCGGUGCUAUCAUCGCUGACUUCAUUCCUCGCCGUGGCGGUCGUCGUCUCACCGCCGCUGAACUCUGGCCUAACUCAUUCGGUCAACAAAUUGACUCCACUUCAUCAGACUUUGAUUUUUCUCAUACUGUUGAUCAACAACCACCACCACCACCCACUACUCUCAAAAGAUCACACCCUCUCAAAGUUAACGAGCGAGUUGAAAAGCCGGUGAAAAAACAGAGGAAGAAUCUCUACAGAGGGAUUCGACAACGUCCAUGGGGAAAAUGGGCUGCAGAAAUUCGUGAUCCUAGAAAAGGAGUUCGUGUUUGGCUUGGUACAUUCAACACUGCUGAGGAAGCUGCUAGAGCUUAUGACAAAGAAGCUCGAAAAAUCCGCGGCAAAAAAGCUAAGGUUAAUUUCCCUAAUGAAGAUGAUGAAUAUUCCAUUCAAGCUAAUCGUCGUCCACCGCAACCGAUUCGACCGCCUAAUCAUGCUCUCUAUCAUCAACAACAACAUCAUCAGCAACAAUAUCCAAAAAAUCUGAACUUGGAAUUUGGUUAUGAUCUGAACCAAGCUGACACAAUUCAAAAUUCUCAUGUGGGUUCAAUGAACACUGAACCUUUUAUUAUAUCUGGUUCUGGUGGUUCUGGUGGUGAUGAGAAUUCUGUAUAUGGGUCUGGUUCAGGUUCUGAAAUCGGUUAUUCCGUGAUAGAGUUCAAUGAUGGUUCGAAUCCGAAUGAAACCGGUUAUUUCUGUGGUGUUGUGAAUGAACAUGAGAAAGAAAAAGAGAAACUUCAAGUGCAAGAAACACAACAUGCUGUUGAAGCUGAUGAAGCAGCUAAGAAUGAAGUUCAAGAGUUAUCUGAUGAAUUAAUGGCUUAUGAGGAUUACAUGAAGUUUUAUCAGAUUCCAUACUAUGAUGGACAAUCUAUGCCACCAAAUAUUGUUCAGGAACAUGUUGUUGGUGAUUUAUGGAGCUUUGAUUGAUUGAUAAUAUAUUAAAUAACUGUUUUUUCAUAUGCUUCUACUACUACUACUGUGAAGAAGCUUUCUGUGAAGACAGAAUUUUCCCAUGAUUAUGAUUCAGUUAUGUCUAUUUUGCAUUAGGAUGGAUGGAAUUGUAAAUUUGGGUAUGGGUACUUUGGUUAGAAUUUGUGUUUGUGUCAUGAACAUGAAUUUCGAUUCUCUUAGUUUAUUUAAUUGUUUUUUGAGUUUUUGGCUCUUUUUUGGUCAUGUCAAGUUUUGUUCAAUUGUACUACUUCUUCUGGUUUUUUACCGGACGAAAUUAACAAUGUUUCAAUUCCAAAUUAUCUGUACUUAAAUCAUUUGAUUUUACUUGUUGAUUA
Molecule: messenger RNA, 1505 nt
Organism: Trifolium pratense (red clover)
Lineage: Eukaryota; Viridiplantae; Streptophyta; Magnoliopsida; Fabales; Fabaceae
Product: ethylene-responsive transcription factor RAP2-2-like
Exons: 2
Coding region: 172-1146 (324 amino acids)
Biological process (GO): regulation of DNA-templated transcription; ethylene-activated signaling pathway
Molecular function (GO): DNA binding; DNA-binding transcription factor activity
Source: RefSeq, a predicted model, not a curated record